UUACAUAACUCUUUCUAUACUGACUUUUCUUUCAAAAAAGUUGACUGUAUUCAUCAAUGGCUGAAAACUACUCAGAUGAAAUACUCUACGAUUUCACUCCCAUGCUCAAAGCCUACAAAGAUGGCCGCAUCGAAAGAUUAACCGGCCGUGAAUUCGUCCCCGCAUCGCUCGAUCUAACAACGGGCGUCAAUUCCAAGGACGUCCUAAUCUCGCCGGAAAUCGGCGUCGCCGCCCGGAUUUACCUCCCCGGAGACGCCAACCCUGCCGCGAAACUCAAACUCCCCGUCGUCGUCUACUUCCACGGCGGCGGUUUCGUGGUGGAUUCCCCCUUCUCCCCUCUCUACCACAAGCACCUCAAUCACCUGGUGGCGGAAUCCAACGCCAUCGCCGUUUCGGUGGACUACAGACUGGCGCCGGAGCACCCUCUCCCGACCGCCUACGAGGAUUCAUGGCUCGCUCUGAAAUGGAUUUUCUCCGGUGAAGCUCAAAAUGAAGAAUGGAUCAGAGAUUACGCGGAUCUGGAUCGGGUCUAUUUAGGCGGAGAUAGUGCCGGUGGCAACAUUGCGCACCACUUGGCAAUACGGGUCGGGUCGGAACAGAAUACGGGUUCAAACAUCAAUCUACGUGGCAUUUUUCUCAACUGCCCGUUUUUUGGCGGGUCGGAUCCGAUUGGGGGCGAAAUGGCUUUGGUGAAAACAAUUGUAGACAAUUUAUGGGUUUUUGUUCACCCGAAAGAAUUCCCGGGUCACGAUGGCCCGUGGAUAAAUCCGGCGAAGGAUCCGAGGGUUUCGGGUUUGGGUUGCCGGAGAGUGCUGGUUUACGUGGCGGAGAAGGAUUAUUUGAAGGAUAGAGGUUGGUAUUAUAAGGAGACGUUGGAGAAGAGUGGUUGGUUCGGAGAAAUCGAGGUUGUCGAAGUUGAAGGGGAAGAUCAUGUUUUCAGUGUGUUUUCGCCUGAUGGUGAGAAUGGUUUGGCCAUGAUUAAAAAAGUUGCUUCUUUUAUUAAUCACUAGUUGUUGUUUUCUUGAGGUGAUACAUAUGAUUUUUUUCAUGAAAUAAAUUGUGAUUGUUUGUGUGUAUGUAUAGUAUGUGAAUUGAUCUAUAUGUAUAUUCUAAUUGAUGCGGCUCAAAAAUUGAUUAAAGAAAUUCCAAAUUU
Molecule: messenger RNA, 1153 nt
Organism: Erythranthe guttata (spotted monkey flower)
Lineage: Eukaryota; Viridiplantae; Streptophyta; Magnoliopsida; Lamiales; Phrymaceae
Product: putative carboxylesterase 2
Molecular function (GO): hydrolase activity
Source: RefSeq, a predicted model, not a curated record